AAUCAACAGUUAAUGUAAACAAUACGAGUUUGUAAUUUUUUACUCUAAAUUAUUGAAUUUGUAAGUUCUGUUUGACAUUAUUCAAAUGUCUUAUAUUAUCAGAUUUAUUUAUAACUUUAAAUCUAAUGACUCUUGCCUUUGCUCUUUAUAAAAAGUGUUUAUAUUUCCUGGUAUUUCACGAUUAACAAACAACUCUUUGUACUUUGUAGCCACAUCGCAUAUCAUUUCAUUAUGACAAUUAUGACUUAUGAUAAUAAUAUUAUCAUUUCAUAAUCAUGUCCAUGUCAUGUGACGUUGUGAACAAUUUUAGAUAAUAAGGAAGGGAGGGUGAUGCAAAUUAUAUUUGCUGAUGUACCCUAUAAAUGCGUUUCCCGACCUGUGGUUGUGAGAUGUCAGUUGAGGUGGUGCGAGGAACAGAGAUUUAAUUUUAAAAAGUGGCCAUUGGCCAUUGACUUUUAAUUUUAAGUUAUUACAUAAUGAAAUACAUUCAUAAAUAUAAGUUUGUAAAAAAUUGUUUAUUAACAUUAUUAUAAUUAGUAAUGGUCACAAGUUAUUUUCUAAGCUCUACAGUGCUCUUUUUAAUUCCAUUAGCAAAUUAUAAGUCCAUUUUCUUACAUUUUAAAAUGAAUUAUUACUUUUAAAGGGGCUGGGAGACUUAGGAAAAACAUUUGUACAGUAUACUACACUACUAUAGUCUAUACUUUACUACAAAUUUGUCCUGUAGGCUACUCUAGGGGACCACAAAGCUGUAUUAAAGGGACCCUGUUGACACUAGUUGCUACAUCCCUUAGAGGAAUACACGUUAGUUCCUUUGAGACUUAGUAUAGUCACUGAAAUUUGAGUACCACUGGUAUAGUGAAGGGUUUUAUACACUGCUUACUUGGAAUCUAGGUACUUGUGUGUCAAAAGUUUGGACCCACUGUGUUCUUAGAGAUCCUUCCCAUAUUGUGAAGCAUCAACAAUAUGAGAUGGUUCAGUUUUACUAUCUAACACUCAGAUUCCAACAGCCAGCAUGACAAUUCUUAGAAAUUAAGAGAAGCUAAACUUAGAGCUAGAUAGAGGAAGGAAUAGUGGGUUGGGCGGAGCCAAACUUUCUUCAUGAUAACUUAUUUUUUACAGUCCACUGCAAUAGAUAGAUUGUGUGUAAAAAAUGUUUUCCAUCUUUCUCAUGCUUAGCAGUCUAUCUUCUCCAUACAAUUUUUUUUUCUUGGUAAGAUUUUUGUAUUCUAAAUAGUGAUAGUAAUACUUUGGAUGCUCUACUAUCUUAAUUAAUUGGCCUAUUUAAUCUAGUUUUAAUUGUUAACUAAAAAAUUAUAAAUGACUAAUUUAUAAUUAUAAUUUUCAACCACCCAGUCGUAGGUUGUUGUUUUUUUACAUGCCUCCAAAAAGUUAACAAGAUAUGACAUUUCGUAUUUGAAAUUUGAUUUUACUGUAAUAAAGUUUGGUGGGGGAGAGAAACCACAGUGUGUUUUGUGUUCUGGGGUGUUAGCAUCCACUUCUCUAGAGACUAGCAUAUCAAAGAGACACCUGGAAACAUCCCUGCUCAAUAAACAAAGAUGUCGACUUCUUUAAACGCCAGGCCAAACAAUUUCACAAAUCCAGGCUUGAUGACACAAGAAUUUUGCACAGAACAAUAAGGCUGGUCUAAAAGCCUCCUAUGAGGUUUAAUAAAAGUAGCUGCUGCCAAGAAACCCUACAUCAUCGAUGAGCAGUUGAUAUUACCUUGCUGCAAAGAUAUCAUAUUAUAUGUGCUGGGAACUUCUGUACUUGAGAUGCUAAAGCAUGUUUCCCUCUCAAGCAAUACUGUUAGAAAGCAAAUAGUGAGAUGUGUCUGUUAACAUACUGUAACAGCUGGUUCUGAAUAGUCAGAAUUUGAUUUGCAACUUAGCAUCUAUGUGCAAUAUGUAUAUGACAAGCACAUGGAAGAUGACUUUUUGUUUUCCGCAACUCUAGAACAACUACUAAAGAAAUAUGUGACAUACCAGUAGCAUACAAAUUCUUUGAGGCACAUGGCAUCAAAUGGGAAUAUGUCAUUGGUAUGUCUACUGAUGGGGCUCCAGCCAUGCUUGAUUGCUAUUAUGGUUUUCAAACUUGAGUUAAGCAGAAAUCUCUAAAUAUUAUGGGUACACAUUUCACUAUUUACUGCCCGCGGUUCUGAAUUUGAAACACUCCCACAUGAGGUGGUUUUUCAAAGGGAAAGGUUUGUAAAGAUAUCAAUACAGAUUAGAUGCCAAAAAUGACACGAGAGUUGUACUGGCAAAACAAAGCCAAAAUUAGAACUGGUUCAGGCAAAGCAGAUGUUCACAUCUCAUUGAAUGUACAUUUGAUGACUAAGAUUUGCCAUUAUCCCACUAACUUAUUGUUUAGUCAAAAAAUGUUUUGCUAAUGGCAGCCUAUGAGAUAAUUGUAGAUAAUUUGAAAUGGUCCAGGAGCAAUAUAAAAAUUUGUAAAGAGAUGGUCACACAAGAAAUCCUAAAAAAGUUUGAGAACUACUGCUUUACUAUAACCCAUGUAACCUAUUAUAAACUAUUAAAUCAGUUUAUAAAGAACUAGAAUAUAUGACUCGUUGUUACUGCGGUAAUAAGGGAAAGCAUUUUGAGCUUCUUUCUACCCGCUAUUUUGAAGUUUCAACAUCUAAAUAUACAAUUUUUAUGUAAAUAUUAACUAUUUAACUGAAUUGGGUUUAAUUGAUUGUAUCCUCAAAAAACUAAAUAAAUUCCACAAUUUUCAACACAUUUGAAAUGUAUAUUUUUGAAAUAGUAAAUCAGACUUGUCUUAUUUUUUAAGUAUCUAUGUAUAGAUAUUUAAGUUUCUAACAUGAAUGGGUUUUGAGAAUAUUUUUCUUCGAUAAAAUAUAGGACUACUAAACACAUUUUCAGGUCAACUGAUCUUCAAGGAAAAUAUAUUUUCUAAAAAUUUUAAAAAGUAUCUCCUCAAUUUAAAAAAAUAAUUCUUUGUUCCGGUAAAUCAUGACUGUUACUGUUAAAUUAAUGGAUUUUUUACUUAUUUUUUUUAUCAUCAUUAAAAAUGACGUCAACCUCUGCCUCCCUCCUAUAUAAUUGGAAAAUCAUAAAAAACAGAAUUCUUAUAUCUAAAUAAGAAUGUAUUGAACAAUUUUGUCAUCUGUAAUAGUCUUGUGUUUUUUAAGAACCAUUCUUAACUAUUCUUAAUCUUCAUAAAAAUUAUCCAUGCCUCUUAGCUGUAUUUUGCAUGUAAAAAUAUAUUUCCUUAAGUUUAAAGAAAAUCUUAACCCCUAUUAGUUCACGCCCCUGAACUGUAUUUUGGUGAAAUGUAUCUAUUUUUAAAGAUUUACAUUUCACAUCUGUAAAAUUAUUGGGUUUUUAGAAAUUGUUAUCUACAUAAAGCUGUCGACACUCGCUUUCUUUCGCAUUUUAAAUAUAUUUUCACAAAAUGUUAACAAUUUAUUUUUUAAUAUAAACAUUUUGUUAUACUCAUAAAUAUGUGACCACACCUUAUCCUUUCCCCUGAAUUGUAUAUUUGGAAAAAUUGAAACUAUGAUUUCCUUAGUUUCAAAGAAAAUUGUAUCCAAUAUUUUCUUCUUUUGAACUUCUUUGAGUUUUAAGUAUGGUUAUAAGUCUUACUUAUGUAAAUCUGUCCAAAAUGUGCCAAUGUCCUAGAACUGCAUUUUCUGGCAUAACUGAGAUACAUAUUUGUUCAUUUUGAAAGAAAAUCUAAAACCUCAUUUCACGAUGGUAGUAUUAUCAAAUUUAACUGUAUUGUUUUUUACAUUAAAAUUUACACAUCCUCUUUACUCCCACACAAAUGUGUUUGUAGUAAAGCUUUAAAUACAUCAUUUCAUUAGUUUUGAAAUUAUAUGUAUGCUAAGUUCCGGUUUGUAACAUAUUUGAACUUAGAGAAAUUGAUAUACCCACAAAAUGCACCCACCUAUUAUGUGGUGUAUCUUGUGGCAAUAUUAAAAAAAUUGCACCACCCCCACCCCCCCCCCUCUCCACCCUUUACACCCCAAAAAAACUCACUUCUUUUUAAUAGCUAUGAUUUCAAAAGAUUUAAAGAUAUAGUUAACCACACGAAAAUGUACUCAUUGUCUUUCUUCUCCCUGAAAUGUGCUUUCUGAAUAAGGUUUAAUACACUAUUUGUUUUACUUUUAAAACUAUGUUUAUACCAAUUUCCGAUGUUUAACAAACUUGGGCUUUAAGAUACAGCUAUAGCCAUGACAUACGCCCAGACAUUAUUUGGUGCAGCUUGUGCUGCCUGUGGCAAAAUCCAAAAAUCACAGUCACCUCUGCCCACUCCCAAAUAUUUUAUCAAGUUUUUAAUAAACAUUAAUAAAAGCAGCACAAUAACACCCUUAGUAACCCCAUCUCAUUUUUCAAUAAACAUUAAUAAAAGCAGCACAAUAACGCCCUUAGUAACCCCAUCUCAUUUUUUAAUAAACAUUAAUAAAAGCAGCACAAUAACGCCCUUAGUAACCCCAUCUCAUUUUUUAAUAAACAUUAAUAAAAGCAGCACAAUAACGCCCUUAGUAACCCCAUCUCAUUUUUCAAUAAACAUUAAUAAAAGCAGCCCAAUAACGCCCUUAGUAACCCCAUCUCAUUUUUCAAUAAACAUUAAUAAAAGCAGCCCAAUAACGCCCUUUGUAACCCCAUCUCAUUUUUCAAUAAACAUUAAUAAAAGCAGCACAAUAACGCCCUUAGUAACCCCAUCUCAUACAUUUUGCACACACCCCUGAAUUUUAUUGAUAUUCUAAUGGGAUAUCACAUUUUACAAUUCAGUAUGCUGCAUUUUCUUUUUUUUUUAAAUAGCUAAUCUUUAUUUCCAUAUAUUUUAAUAAUGAUAGGAUUAUGUUUUUUUAAAUUAAAAUCUAUACCAAAGUUCACUCUGUAAUAUAUAUUUAGGUUUGGAGAAAAUGAUAUUGAAAUGUCUUCCACCCCCCCACAACCCCCACCCCCCAAAAAACAAAUUUUCCUCCCCCUUGAAAUAUAAAAUACAUAAAUGGUAAAAUAAAUAGUUCAAAAUUUUAUUUUCAAAUUUUCUAUAUUUUAAUUUUAAACCAUUAUUGAACAAUAUUGCUUGAUCAGCCUUUUUCUUUUUUUUCUUUUUUUUCUUUUUUUUUUUUUUUAAACUUUAAAAAAACAAUUUUUAAAAAUUUAAAAAAAAAAAAAAAAGUUUUGAUGAUGCAUAAAUAAUUAUCCUUACUCAUCUUUAUUUUAGCUAUAAUUUUGAUCAAGUUUAUUGUCCAUGGCAAACUUUUCUGGAGAACCCAAUAGAAGUAAAAGAAGGUCAGAAAAUAAUGGUAAGAAGUUUAUUUAGAGAGUGAAUAUAUAUUUGUAGCAAACAGGACAUUAAAUGAUAAAAAUUAUUUUAAGGACAUGGUUCAAUAACUAAUUAAACUUAUUUAAUUUUUUUUAAAAUAAGUUUAUAGAAAAACUUUAUGUUCAUUUCCAACAUCAAUAAUAAGUGCAUUAAAAUUCAACUCAGGUGUUUAAAGAUGUAGAUCAAGUGCUAUACUUUAUUUAUUUCUUAUCUAAAUAAAUCUCAAUAUAAAAUAAACUCUUUGUUGUUAUUAUUUCUUUAUCAUAUGGCAAAUUGAUUGUAGGCGUAGAGGCAAAGAAAAAGAAGAAUAAUGCUCUCUCGAUUGCUGAUGAAACAAGUCACCAAACUGAGGAUGUUAAUGCAUCAAAUAUAUUAGCAUUAUCACGACUGAGCUUUCAUUUCUUUGAUGUUCCUUGUGCUCAAUUAGCGCGAAGUCUGCUUGGCCAGAUUCUAAUCAGAAUUCAAGGUUCACAGCGCAUCAGUGGCAGAAUAGUGGAAACCGAGGCAUAUUUAGGUAAAUUUAUGAAAAAUUGUGUUUGAUUUUUAAAGUAUUUAUAAUUAAAUGUUUAACUGCAGAUAAUUUUAUUUAUACAGGAUAUUAGUUUCUAUUAAACAAAUUAUUCUCACUCAAAGUAAUAAUGUUUUGUAAGUGUUUAAAUGCCUUUCAAAUUGCAUCAUGUUUUAUUUGUAUUGAGACAUGAACCUAUCAAAUUUUGCAAAAAGGGUAAAUCUUAAAAAGACUAAGAUACCUGACUCAAAUAAAUGAUGAAAGCUGUGUACCCCACCAAAUUUCAGCACCAUUUCUUUUUUUCUAAAGUGAUUAAAAAGGUAUAAGAUAGCCUCUGCCAAAAAAAAAGAAAAAGAAUACAUUCUAUGAAUGUCAAGUUACGUAAAAGCUUGUAAAAGGAUGGAGCAUUUUAAAAAGGCCCCUAUUUUUCAAUUAUCAUCUCAUAAAGUCAAUUAUGUAGACAUAAUAUUGAUAGUUGAGUUGGUUUCUGGUCUGGAUUUUUACUUGGUUAAAUUAAAUACUUUUUUCAUUGCCUUUUUACUAUUCCAUAUAGUUACAAAUUUAUUUUGUUAUUUUAACUACUCUUUUAGACACAGUAGUACUUUAAACUUUUUCUAAAACUUUUUUAGUUCUACUUGGGGAAACAACCCGUAAUAUUAUAAAAGAUAUUUUAAAAAUCUGAAAUUUUCCAACAUAGGUUUGGAAGAUAAGGCUGCACAUUCAUUCAAUGGCAAAAGAACUGAACGGAAUGAAGCCAUGUUUAUGACCCCGGGCACAGCAUAUGUUUACAACAUCUACGGCAUGUACUGUUGUCUAAAUAUUUCCAGUCAAGGUAAAAAUUGGUUUCAUAAAUUUGAAAGUAAAUUUGUGUCUAUUGCCUCAAGCCUUCAAACCCCUGGUGCAUAAUUUCCUCAUCACCACCAGUAACAGAAACAUUGCAAAUCCCAUCUACAUGCAUAGGAGCCAAAAUGAUCAAUAAAUUGAUCGUGGGCCCUUAAGAUAUAGAAGAAGAAGAAGUAAAGGAAUGUAAUGCAUUUGAUAAGAAAGCAUUUAAUUUUGUUUAAGUUACAUUGCAGUCAUAAAAAAGGGUCUAAGAGAAAACUGUUAAGAAACACUGAUCCGAAGUUAUGAAUUUUAUUCACUUUAAAAAAUGAGAAAGGUAAUCUAAUGAAAUUUGUAAAUUAUAUUCAAUUUAAUUUUAAUUUUUUAACUGUAAAUGUAUAGAUAAAGAUGCAUCUUUUAAAUGGUUUAAUUUAAUUGGAAAAUUAAAUAUAGUUAUAACUUAAGUGUUAUCAUGUGAGCAUCAUUAGGCAUGAAAAAAUAAUCUUUUCAGAGAAUAGUAAUGGUAAUGUUGGGUAUUUUGAUAAUUAAACUAAUAAUCUUGAGAUCAUAAUUUUUGAACUUCCUUGUUGUCAAGGUGAAGGUUGUGCUGUACUGGUCAGGGCCCUGGAGCCAGUAGAAGGCGUCCACUUAAUGAGAGAGCAUCGUGGCAAGAAUUCAACCAAACCACAAAAGGAGAAAGACAUGACAAAUGGACCAUCCAAACUAUGUCAAGCCAUGGCAAUCUCCAAGUCUGAGUUCAACAAGAUUGAUGUUACAACAUCAAAGAGUUUGUUUCUGGAACAGGGGAGCACAGUUCUGGACAGUGACAUUGUCAGAUGUGCCAGGGUUAACAUCGGCUACGCUGAGGAGUGGGAGCAUAAGCCGCUACGAUUUUAUGUAUUAGGAAAUAAAUGUGUGAGUGUUAGGGAUAAACAAGCAGAGCAAAACAUGUCAGGGACAGGAACUUGAAUCUGUUAAGAGUGCGAUAUAACAGAUACCAAUACAUUUGUUUUAGACUUUGGCCACCCCUGUUGGUACUGAUGUGUAUACUGUAUGGGGUGGUCUGUAUGGUAUAGACGAGUUUGGAUUGAUGCUAGCUGAUUGCAUCAAAAAAGGAUUUAACACUCAUUCCAAGGCAAUGAUGGACAAAAAUGACAGCAGACGGACUACAUGAGCAAUAAGCAUCAACUCAUAUCAGAGAGGUACCAAUGAGGCAGUUGCUCCCCUUUGUUAAUUAAAUAAAUAGAUAUGUUGAAUGAAGAAGGUAUAUAUUUUAAUUUGAAUGAAGGUCAUUGAUAUUUAAUUAAUUUUUGCCUUUUAUGGUUUAUACAAAAACUUAGCCACAUUUCCUAUUGUUUGGAUUCUUCAAUGAGUAUUAAUCAUGUAUUUUGAGUUUCUUUGAAUCUGGAUGUUACUGAUUUAUCUGCCACGGAGAAGUUCACAAGUUUUAGCCUAUUUUAACCACUUCUGUCAGCAGCAGAUAAAUCGGCUUGUUGAUUUCUAGGGCAAAAAAUCAAAUUCAUUCAUCACCAGGAAAUAUGGUGGGUCUGGAGGCUCUCUCCAUGACAGGAAAUAUGGUGUGUCUGGAGACUCUCUCCAUGACAGGAAAUAUGGUGUGUCUGGAGACUCUCUCCAUGACAGGAAAUAUGGUGUGUCUGGAGGCUCUCUCCAUGACAGGAAAUAUGGUGUGUUCUGGAGGCUCUCACCAUGACAGGAAACAACACCCAUCAAAGGCAGAGACUUACCAGCUAUGUUCUUGUAAUGGCACAACACUGGAGUGCAUCAGGACCCCAUGCAACUUAGUUUCACAUGACAAAUAUCAAGAACUCGUUACUAAAAUCCAUAAAUAUCAUCUUUCUCAAAACUGUCUCAAUACCUCCCUGUGUCUCCAGUUAUAACAUUGACCAGUAAUUUAUUCAUUGUUGGUUAUUGCCAAAAUGUUCUAUUUAAU
Molecule: messenger RNA, 8576 nt
Organism: Lymnaea stagnalis (great pond snail)
Lineage: Eukaryota; Metazoa; Mollusca; Gastropoda; Lymnaeidae
Source: the annotation of a GenBank genome assembly